AUGAACGGUAAUUUGAGGUGCUUCGUGAUAAGUCUCCUAGUCUUUAACGUCCUCUGCGCUGAUUUACUGGAUACCAGCAGGUAUUUCGCCACCAGGAAAAAACGCGCUUUGAUAUGGAGCGACUACGGAGUCAGUUGGGUGCAAUUUAUUUUUGGUUUGGGUUUACCUGUGGAAGUGGAAAAGAACGCCAUAACGAUGGGUUAUGUAUUCAAAGCUUUCUAUACACUUCCUACGAAUGCUAGCGACUAUCUAUCGCCUAGUAUAGACAUUCAAAGGAAUAAGCGGGCCACCUCGAGGUGGAUGUUUUACGAAGUACUAGAGAGUCUUUUAGCUAGAUUUAAUAACGGGGAUGGUAAGUCUUGCCUAUUGAAGAUCAUAUGUGAGGUAGCAGAGUCUCCGUUUGAACACAAAGCUGGAAUUUUAUCGGAAAUUGUCACGGCUGUAUUAAAACCGUCAAUAACUGAUGAGGAAUUCCACCAUCCUACAAACAUGGAUUACCAUGCUGCUGAACAAUUGGGGACAACUGAAGGAAACUGCGAUAGUUACUAUCCAGAAUGUAAAAUGAACAUACUCGAACAAUAUUCUAGGAUUUUAAUAUAA
Messenger RNA from Phyllotreta striolata, 600 nucleotides. NCBI's taxonomy places the organism in Eukaryota, Metazoa, Arthropoda, Insecta, Coleoptera, Chrysomelidae. The record is from the annotation of a GenBank genome assembly.